AUGCCGCCCAUCGAUUGGAGACUCGAGUAUGCAAAACAAGAACUCGAGCUCGAGAAACGCUUUCCAAUUGACGGGAUUGACGAUGGUUAUUCAAUGGCUCAAGUUUUCGAACGGGCAGAACAACGCGAAUAUGCGCUAGAACUGCUAGAGGUACUGCAACAGAUCGAACACCACUUUUUGGAGAUCCGUGCUCGGCGUGAGGUCAGACGCGCUGUUCGAAAGGCCGCCGCUCUAGAGGGUGAAUCCGGUUGGCUCGCUCGCCUUGUGCAUGCCCUCCAGCUCAGACUGAGGGAUCUGUUACAUCGUGACGCACUGUCAUCACGAUCCGAGGUUAACUCCCGAACGCAGCUGAUGUCUGAGAACGAUAUUGCAUUACAGGAGAUGCCAGACCAGAGAAGUGACGCGGGCAGUGAAGAUACCGUUAUGCCUGGCUAG
Molecule: messenger RNA, 435 nt
Organism: Peniophora sp. CBMAI 1063
Lineage: Eukaryota; Fungi; Basidiomycota; Agaricomycetes; Russulales; Peniophoraceae
Source: the annotation of a GenBank genome assembly